UAGGCUAUAAUAUUAUAUUUAUAAUAUUAAAUAAUCAUAAAUAACAUUAAUAAUUAUAAUUUAAAAUAUUAUACAAUGUAUAAUAUGUAUAUAAUAGAAUUAGAAUUCGGCAUAUAGGUACUAUGCACAAUGCACACACUGAUAAAAUUUCUGGCAGUGCAUAUGCAGAUCCUGGUUUAGGUGCAGUGCAUACGUAUACUAAUCGAAACUGUAUGAACUUGGAAAUAGUAAAACUUUUUAAUUUGCACUUAAAAAUAUUUAAACAUACAACGUUAUGAGUAAUAGGUACAUAUAUAGUGUACAGUUUUAUAGUAAAGUCGAUGUAAUAGAAAUCCCAACACUUAUAACACUGAAUUAAUAUGUUAAGAUAAAAUAUUCGAAUUAAAAUAUCGACCUCCUUUCUAUGAAUCGCUAAUUACUAUUGACUUGAUAACAUAAGUACUUAUUAUAUUGUCAGCCGUGAAUUUUAUUAUUUACACAAAGUUAAGGUCGGCGAGACAAGUUGAGAAAUUGCCUAAAUUUUCCCCCUUAAAUAUUAACUACCAAGAGUCGCCCUAAGGGAAAAAAUGUAGGCAAUUUCUUAACUAGUCGUCGCCGCCCGUAACUUGGUGUUGUAUUUUUGAAAAAUGCUCAAUUUGUAAUUCCUCAUCACAGGGUGACGUGCACGACAAAACCUCAAAAUAUAAUUGCGCACUAUUUAACCACCAAAAUCGGUUAUACAAUAUAUUAUAUACAAUAAUUAAUAAUAUAAGUAUAAGAUUCUCAUUGGUGACGUCUCAGCCCCUUAUCUCAGACAACACAAGUGUACCUGCCUUUGAACGGUGCGGCGAUGGUAUGAUGCAUGUACAGCGCUUGCGCUUGCCGCGACGUGUCCUUAUAAUAACACUUACACUGUGCUCUGAUAAUAAUAAAUUAUGUACACACGUACUUCGCACAUGUAAUGUUGCAGUCAUUCUGUGACGCGGGACGUUUCCUCAACGAGGACCGUCGGCCACUGUAAAUGUCCGUUAUCUGCGGUGAUGAACUAUUUUUUUCAAUUCUUAUAUCCAUUUAGCUUAAGUAGGUAUAUAUUCGUAAAAGUAGACGAGUGUAACUGCGGACAAUCAUCGCUAUCAAACCUAACGCCCGGACGGAUUAUGUGGCACAAAGACGACGAACUCCAUCGGCCGCGGCCACGUUGGUCGAAUCAUUACUGUACACGAAUUCAGCACCAUCUACACCAUUACGAAAAUAAUGGAAUUGAAACUCACACGUCGGCAAAUGGUUUUAUCGAUAUUGACCAUCAUCAAGAUCACAUAUAUUAUCCAUUUUCCUAUGUUAUGGUCAAUGAUGACGUUCAAGAACAAGAACACCAUCAUUAUACAUUUCCUCAAAUGUUGAUAAGCCGUCCACCACCUCCACCAACACCAGAACCAUCAUCUAUACCAUCUUUGAUGUUAUCGUCACCACCUCUGCCGGACUCUUAUUAUGUUCACCAGCCAUUUACCCCCACGAUACAGCAAUCUCAACAGCCAUCUCUUCCACCACCAGUACUAGAAUCAUCACUCACAGUUGGCUGCAAUACCAUUCAGCAACAAUUCCAGCAACGUAUAAAUUAUUAUGACUAUAGUGAAAGGAACUCCGAGGAAUCGGCCACCAAAAUGAUAAAAAAUGAUUCACCUUCGACAUGUUUAAGUCGAUUGCAUCUAGGAGAAAGAACCAUUGACAACAGUAUGAAGUCAACUGUCAUCUUUGAUAAAAACACGCAUCGACAACAAACAUCAAAUAAUAAUAGAUUAUCAGAACAAGCAAACAAAAUCAAAACACAGUUUGAAAUUACACUGGACAACGAUAAGGUAGUAGAUGUGUGCAAAAGGACUAUAUUGGCUGCUCUAAAUAAAGUCAUAGUUGACAAUUAUGAAUCUGCUUUGUACAAAUUACGUAAAACUAUUAGAAUAUUAGACGUAUUGGUGUUUAACGAAGGUGGCAGCAGGAUUGAUACUGCCAAAAUCAAUACUGUAGGGCCAUGGUUGGAAACAUUAAAAGAUAUGGAACAUAGAAUUACACAAAAUCAACAAAACCUACACAAUAAUGGCAAUCACGAUCCCGAUAAUAGAUCAAAAUCAAGAAGAGAAGACAGCUAUCACAACAAGCAACUAAGACAACUAACUAGUAAUAGGAGCAGUAGAAAUAAUAUCAUUAAUAAUGAAAACAGUGGUCAGUUAUAUCACUUUUGGUGGAAAUCAAACUUAAGACGUUAUCGAACUACGGGAAAGAUUGUUUUAGAACAACAUAGAUAUAAUACCAAUCCUCGUCGAUAUUACAGAAAUAAUUAAUAAUACCUACUUAUAAAUCAGGAUUUUUCAUUUUUGGGAUUUUAAUUUAAUAAUUAAUACAUCCAAGUGUCAACUAGUUCUGUAAUUCUAAAAAAAUAAAUAUUUAAGUUGUAUUUAAUAAAUUUAUAUUCAUUACAAAUCAUCAUUUUUAUCGUAA
Aphis gossypii (cotton aphid) is the source of this 2472-nucleotide messenger RNA. RefSeq lists its product as uncharacterized. The record is from RefSeq and is a predicted model, not a curated record. The coding region runs from base 1020 to 2315 and encodes 431 amino acids. The transcript is spliced from 6 exons. Lineage: Eukaryota; Metazoa; Arthropoda; Insecta; Hemiptera; Aphididae.